Saccostrea echinata is the source of this 1605-nucleotide messenger RNA. RefSeq lists its product as uncharacterized. NCBI's taxonomy places the organism in Eukaryota, Metazoa, Mollusca, Bivalvia, Ostreida, Ostreidae. The coding region runs from base 38 to 1342 and encodes 434 amino acids. The record is from RefSeq and is a predicted model, not a curated record. Gene Ontology annotation, molecular function: protein binding. The transcript is spliced from 2 exons.
AGUGGCAAACAAUAACGACUGUUGACUUGUAACUCAGAUGAUCGGUUGCUUGAAUAUGGAAGACGACUACGAAUUUGUUCAAUUGUCCACUAAACCAACUGAAGGUAAAACAGAAAGGGUUCUGAACUAUGCAGACAUUCAGUUCAAAACUUCGGCACAGGAUCCACCAAUUAAGCCAUGGUUUGGUGCUUCGCAGGACCAGAAUUCAGACGACGAAUCUGUGAUUUAUAGUGAAAUGCAAGGUAGCGACGUAUAUGUAAAUAUUUUAGCUCAAAGCACAUCAAGUUAUGAUUCAUUUAAUGAUAGUUCUACAGAUUACGAAGAUAUCCCAGAUUUCAAAGCACCAGCUAUCCCGGAUUUAGGAAAUAAAGUAAUGGAGGAAAAUGUAAAAGUGAGCGCUAAUGAGAAUGAAAGUGCCUAUGGCGAAUACUGUCAUCUUGAUCCAAAUAAAAAAUUAGCCAAACAAACAACCGCAAAUAAACAGAAGAAAAGGAGAACUAAAAAGCUUAUGUGUACUGACAUAACGACACUGGAAGAUGGAAGGAUGGUGGUAGUUACAGAAAGUGGUGAAAUUAUAGUUCUAAGUUCCAAAGGAAUGUAUUUGUUUAUGGAGACGUUUGAUGGUGAUUUUGAGAAUUGUACUGCUCUGGACAAAAAUGAAAUAAUUGCUGCCUGUGGUUAUCGAAUCCGAUUUUUCUCUGUGCAUGACACAGAAAUAAGAGAGGAGGAAGAAAAAUGCAUCGAUUUUCAAUACGACUGGACGACAGUACAUGGAAUUUCUUAUAGUGAUCACAAACUGUUGAUGUCCUGCAACUUACAAAGUGUAGCGUGUUCGCAACCACCAACAAUUAAAUUAUAUGACAUGAAGAGAAAACAUACAAAAACCGUUUACACUCUUCCAUUCACUUCUCCAGGUAAAGUUCUUUUAAAUCCAGAUUUAAAGAAGUUUUUUGUAGCAGACCAAGCCGAAAAGACGAUAACUUGUGUAGAUUUCCGAGGUAAAUUAAUCUGGGAGUCCAGGGACAUCAACACUCCCAUAUCGUUCACUUUAGCAGAUGAGAUACUCGCUGUGGCAUUCGAAGAGCGCCAAGAUAUAACAUGUUUUUCUUCAGAGAAUGGAACUAUUGUGAGAACAAUCAAAAUGGAUGUUGGAAUGCAUAUACCAACAAAAAGAAUUGUGCUUGCCAAUAAUACUAAGGAAAUAAUUAUUUGUCCAUCUGAUCGUUUUGUUGAAGAAACAGUUAGUUUUGUUUUCUUUGCGCCGAUCAAACACACAAGAAAACAGCAUUUAAAGAAAAAAAUUUCUAGUAUGAAACUUCUUCCCAAAAUGUUUCGGAAAUGAUAAUGUUCAUUUUUCUCCAGUACAAAGUGCAAUAUACACGGAAUCUAUAUGCAGAAAAAUGGAUAAAGGGAACACAGAUACAAAAUAAAGACAAAACCACCCAGAAAACUUUUCCUUGUUUUGUAUUACAUCUUUUCACGUGUGUUGUGAAAUAGGGUUACUUUCCCUGCAUUUGUGUACAUGUGUUAUUUCAUAUCACAAUUAGCAUCUCACACAAUUAAAUUAAAUAUUCUUUAUCAAGAACUACCUUAUAAAUUGUACAG